AUGACAACCCCAGAUGUACUCCGAGAUGCGGAACACAUCGCUGACAUCUCCAACUUGUCGUAUGAUGAUGAUAAUGGCGAAGAAUUUACCCCACAGCAGCUCCAGUCCAGAUAUCGCUAUCGAAGGGAGACGCAGACCAAAACGAAAACGGUCUUACUCAACCGACUACUCCGCGAUUUCGAUAUCCUGGUAUACUGCCAACUAUCCUGUCUGUACUAUAUAGAUUGCUCAAUUGUCCAUUUUAUAAUCCGGGCAUUUGUUCAAAUAGCAUUCUUCUCCCCCAAAGCCGGCUUCCAUGAUUACGAAUACCAGCCCUAUAUUGGCGCUAUUCUCAUCAGUAACCUCCUAUGCAUACUUCCACAUUUUUUAUCAGCUCCCCCCGCAGCAAGUGAAGUGUCGCGCGGUUAUCUCCAUGGGGGCUUGUUCAUUGACUUUAUUGGUCAGAAAGGGCCGAUUUCAAAACUUCAGUUAAUAGCAUUUGACAUUUUAGUCGUUUGUCUGCAAAUAAUCAUGAUGGGCAUUAGGUUGGAGAGCGAGAAAACCGCGGCCUCAUUAUCCCGUGAAACCUCUACUUCUACUUUAAACGCUCGGGCGGAAAUGAGCCAAGAUAUUGACUCAGAAGAACGAGGAGUUCAUAGGCUCCAUUCCCCGGGCGGCGAUGAUAUUGAACUGCAAAAUCUUCCAUCUGCUGACGUGCAGAAUGAACCUGAUAUUGAGGAAGGAAAUGAUCAAAGGCGUGCCUUUUUAUCGGAUUCCACCACCAGCACGCAACCUCCUCUAGGCCAGGAUAACCAUGCGCGUGAUGAGUUUCUUACCGGUGAUGCCGUAAUUGUGGAAAUUAAUGUCUUUCGCAUGAUACGUGACCAGUGGCGGCGGAGUCGAGAAGUUGAGCAUGCCGAACCCGGUGACACAGCGACAAGUUUGUCCCCUCGGUUUUAUUUUAGACGACGGUUUGGAAUGCAUUUUGGUACCAGCGUUUGA
Ophidiomyces ophidiicola is the source of this 981-nucleotide messenger RNA. RefSeq lists its product as uncharacterized. Lineage: Eukaryota; Fungi; Ascomycota; Eurotiomycetes; Onygenales; Onygenaceae. The transcript has 2 exons. Gene Ontology annotation, cellular component: Dsc E3 ubiquitin ligase complex. The record is from RefSeq and is a predicted model, not a curated record. Bases 1 to 981 code for a protein of 326 amino acids. Gene Ontology annotation, biological process: protein processing; SREBP signaling pathway.